Molecule: messenger RNA, 2938 nt
Organism: Nymphaea colorata (pocket water lily)
Lineage: Eukaryota; Viridiplantae; Streptophyta; Magnoliopsida; Nymphaeales; Nymphaeaceae
Exons: 3
Coding region: 702-2660 (652 amino acids)
Molecular function (GO): protein dimerization activity
Source: RefSeq, a predicted model, not a curated record
UUCAAAUUUUUCUUUCGUUCUUCAUUUCUAACGCUUGGAUAGUGCCGUGAGGGAGGGCGAUCGUUCAUUUUGACCGUGAAGAACUUGAUUUUCAUCGUCAAAUCGAAGAUUAAGUGGUCGAUUUGUGCGUGGGUGCUUGAUUUUCGUGGGAAGGAAAGGGGUUUUCUUCAUUUCAGACAUUUCUUCUUCGUAAGGUAUGAAAUCUCAUGUUCUUACCAUGUAUUCUUAAUUUUUUACCGUAUAAUCGUAGAUUUGAAGACUUUGAGUGUUUUUCAUUAAGUUUACCAUAGGAUUUCGUUUUUUUUUUUGAAGAUAUGGAUCCUACAUGGCAAUGGUGCGAAAGGGUGAAGGAGAAUAACCGUUUGAAACUCAAAUGUGGCUUCUGUGGGAAUACACUUUCAGGAGGAAUUAUUAGAAUGAAACACCAUUUGGCAGGGACCUCCAAAGAUGCGUCUCCUUGUGUUGGAGGACCAAACAAACCUUUGCCUCCAUUUGUGCGUCAACAAUGUUUAGAUAUGCUUCAUGCUUUACGUCAAAAGAGAAUACAAAAAGAAAUUGAAGAUGCAGAUGUAGGCUAUAAUGUGCCUUUGGAAGAUGAAGAAGAAGAGGAUGAAGCUUAUUAAUGUGAUGAUGAAGACGAUAGCAGUCUAAGAACAGAUUUGGAGACCUCAAGAGGUAGAGAUCGUAGAGGAAAAGGGAUUAUGUAUGAAGGAGGUCGAUCUGGCAUAACGGGAAGGAAGAGGAGAGGCACAACAGAUGUUAGGGCCAGGCGUGGUAUGCGACCACCUAGUGGUAGAGUUCCUACUGGUAGGUCUAGUGUUGGCUCUAUUAAGAGUUUUUUCCCUUCAUAUACCAGCCCAGGUGGUCAGCCGCAGAUUCGUGCUGCUAUGACAUCUAAAGAUAUGCUAUAUCAUGCACAAAAGCAGGUAGGGAAAUGGUUUUAUGAUGCCUGUAUUCCAUUCAAUGCAGCUAAUUCUUUUCAAUUCCAAGCCAUGGCAGAUGCAAUUGCUUCUAUAGGCCCCGGAUUCAAAAUGCCAUCAUAUCAUCAGUUGAGAGGCAAAAUUCUUCAGGAUACAGUCAAAGAAGUGUCUGAGCAUUGCGAUGAGUUGAAAUUAUGUUGGAAGGAAACAGGUUGCUCCAUUAUGUCAGAUGGUUGGACUGAUACAAGGUCAAGAACACUUGUAAAUUUUCUUGUGUAUUGCCCUAAAGGUACAAUGUUCUUGAAAUCUCUUGACUUGUCUGAUGUUCCUAAGACUGCUGAGAUUUUAUUCAAUGUUUUUGAUAAUGUUGUACAAGAAGUUGGACCUGCAAACAUUGUACAGUUUAUUACAGAUAAUGCUGCAAAUUAUAGAGCUGCAGGAGAUUUGUUAUUUCAAAAGUAUAGAACAUUUUAUUGGAGUCCAUGUGCCACUCAUUGUGUUAAUCUAAUGCUUCAAGAUCUUAAUGAGAUGCAUGAUAUGAAAUCAGCCAUUGACCAAUGUCAAGAGGUAACAAAAUUUAUCUAUAAUCAUGCAUAUGUAUUGAGUUUGAUGAGAAAAUUUACAAAAGGAGUUGAAUUAAUACGACCUGCACAAACUAGAUUUGCCACAAAUGUAUUGACUGUGCAGAGUGUGGUGAAACAAAGAACUCCUUUGAGACAGAUGUUUGCUAGUGAAGAAUGGGCUGCAUAUCCACAUGCUCAUAAAAGAAAUGCUUCUUUAGUUGUGGAUAUUAUAUUCAAUAACGUAUUUUGGGAAUCAUGUGUGAAGCUAUUGAAGGUUUGUGUUCCAUUAGUUAAGGUUCUCAGGUUGGCUGACAGCGAGGACAGACCUUCUAUAGGGUACUUAUAUGAGGCUAUGGACAAAGCAAAAGAGGCAAUUCGAGACAACUUAAAGGAAAAGAAAAAGUUAUAUAUGCCCAUAUGGAAGAUUAUAGAUAAAAGGUGGACUGGACAGCUUCAUCAACCUCUUCAUGCAGCAGCUUAUUAUCUAAAUCCUGCAAUUAGAUUUUCUCCUACAUUUAAGAAGGACAGAGAAGUCAUGCAUGGUUUGUUAGAUUGUAUUAAUGUGUUAGUGGAAGAUUCUACAGAACAAGAUGCUGUGCACAAUGAGUUGGAUCUAUAUGAUAGUUGUUUUCGGAACAUGGGACUACCUGCCGCCGUUCGAGCCAGGACAACGAUGCGUCCAGAUUUGUGGUGGAAUAGGUAUGGGUUUGAUUGUCCAAACCUAGCACGUUUUGCAGUCAAAGUCCUCAGCCAGACAUGCAGUGCUAGUGGAUGCGAAAGGAACUGGAGUGUGUUCCAACAUAUCCAUAGCAAAAAAAGGAAUAGGCUCGAACAUAAAAGGUUGAAUGACCUUGUCUUUGUUCGAUAUAAUAUGAGGUUGAAACAAAGAGAAUUAGAAAAAUCAUUAGCAAGGAAGCACACAUCUCAGUUCGAUCCUAUCAGCUUGGAAAAUUUUGACGAUCUAGAGCCAUGGAUUGAAGAAGAACCAACUACAAUAUUUGAUGAUGAAGAUCUUGAAUGCUUCAACCUUGAAGUUGAAGCAACAGAAGGCUUUGUUGAUGAAGGAGAGUCUGCUACUGCUGGUGCUGGUGCUGAAUAUGUUGGUGAAGAUCUUCCAAUUCUUGACGAUGAAGAAGAAGAAGAAGAUGAAGAUGAAGAUGAUGAAGAUUAUGAAUGAUGAAUCAUGAAUGAGAGUCAAGUCAAGAGUGCUUUCAUUUUAUAUGUAUCAAAAACUUAAGAGUUAUGAAUCUAUGGUUGUUGAACACUUGAUUGAAUGUUUUAUCAUUUAUGACUUUAUCACUUUAUGGCUUAUGGCCUUAUGCUUUGUUGAAUGAUAUUGUAUUAUUGUUAUGAAUUUUGAUGUUUAUGAAUGAUGAACGCGUAAGUUUAUAGCAAUAAUAAGUCUAUCAUUAUCUCAAACAUGUUUUCUAUGAACAAUUUAUUAUUUUUAAUUUU